AUGUCGAGCAGCUCACCAUUGCCUCCACCAUCACAAAACGUGGUUGUCGACACUGCUUCUCUCCCCGCCUCUUCCACAACUUCCGUCUGGGAUCGCAUCUCGAAAUGGGUGUCGGAAAAUAAGGCCCUCGUCUAUACCAUUGCCGGUGUUGCGGUCGUCGUGACCAGCGCAGGCGUCGUCUACUACCUCUCCGAUUCCGGCCGGCCCGGUCAAUCUGCUGCCACUCCGCCCACAGAGAAGAAGAAGAGCAAGAACCAGCGUCGGAAGGAAAAGAAGAAGGCCGAAGAGGAAAAGAAGGCCAAAGCUUCAUCUGCCCAAGAUGAGCCAACAGCAAAGAAACCUGAAGAGCCCUCAGACGAGAUUCCCGAUGUUGACGAGGCGACCGUCGGACAGUUGGAUGAGGAGACACGAAAGGCAUACGCCGCGAAGCUAAAGGCCGCGGGUAACAAGGCCUACGGUUCCAAGGAUUACAACAAGGCGAUUGAGCUGUACGGAAAGGCCAUCAUCUGCAAACCGGACCCCGUCUUCUACUCGAACCGCGCCGCCUGCUACAAUGUUCUGUCAGAAUGGGGAAAGGUCGUUGAGGACACCAGCGCUGCGCUUGCAAUGGAUAGUGAGUACGUCAAGGCCUUGAACAGGCGCGCCAUUGCGUAUGAGCAUCUUGAAAAGUUCAGCGAAGCUCUCCUUGAUUUCACUGCCAGCUGCAUCGUCGACGGUUUCUCCAACGAAGUCAGCCGCGUCGCUCUGGAGCGACUGUUGAAAAAGGUCGCCGAGCGAAAGGGCCAGGCCAUUCUCGAGGCCAAGGGCAAGAAGCUACCCAGCCCGACUUUCGUGUCCAACUACCUCCAAAGCUUCCGCCCGAAGGGCCUGCCCGAGGGUCUCGAUGAGUCUAUCGAUUUCCCUGAAGACUCCGGAAAGGCCGAGCUCCGCAAGGGCUUACUGGCAAUGGGUAAGAAGACCGGUGAUGGAUAUGAGGAGGCUGCGGCGUCUUUCAUCAAGGCUCUGGAGCUCGGUGACCUGGGAGAGUUCGAGGGUCUCGCUCUGAACCUCCGCGCCACUUUCACAUACUUGCAGGGCAGCGCUCAAGAUGCUUUGAGUGAUCUUAACAAGAGCAUUGAACUGGAUCCUUCGUUGGUUCAGAGCUACAUCAAGCGUGCCAGCUUGCACCUCGAGCUGGGUAACAAGGAUGCUGCUCAGGACGACUUUGAGCUUGCCAUCACCCACAACAAGGAUGACCCUGACAUCUACUAUCACCGUGCGCAGCUCCACUUCAUCCUCGGUGAAUUCGCCGAAGCCGCCAAGGACUACCAAAAGUCGAUCGAUCUGGACCGGACGUUUAUCUACUCUCACAUCCAGCUCGGUGUCACACAGUACAAGAUGGGCUCCGUUGCUUCUGCAAUGGCUACCUUUAGGAGGUCCGUAAAGAACUUUGAAGACGUGCCUGAUGUCUACAACUACUACGGUGAACUUCUCUUGGACCAGCAGAACUUCUCCGAAGCCAUCGAAAAGUUCGACAAGGCUGUCGAGAUGGAAAAGCAGAGCAAGCCCAUGGGAAUCAAUGUUCUCCCGCUCAUCAACAAAGCCCUUGCCUUGUUCCAGUGGAAGCAUGACUUCCAAGAGGCGGAGAACCUCUGCCAGAAGGCUCUGAUCAUUGAUCCCGAGUGUGACAUUGCUGUCGGAACAAUGGCACAGCUCCUCCUGCAGCAGGGCAAGGUCUCCCAGGCGCUCAAGUACUUCGAACGUGCUGCCGAGCUAGCACGCACAGAGGCGGAGAUCGUCAAUGCCAUUUCGUACGCGGAGGCAACCCGAACCCAGCUCGAGGUGCAGGAGAAAUACCCGCAGCUUGCCGCACGCCUGCAGAGCAUGGGUGCUGGCUUUGGUGGUCCUCCCGCUCUGUAA
Molecule: messenger RNA, 1899 nt
Organism: Aspergillus calidoustus
Lineage: Eukaryota; Fungi; Ascomycota; Eurotiomycetes; Eurotiales; Aspergillaceae
Source: the annotation of a GenBank genome assembly